Messenger RNA from Drosophila kikkawai, 3658 nucleotides. It is a transcript of the gene bowl, whose product is annotated as brother of odd with entrails limited. Gene Ontology annotation, cellular component: nucleus. The record is from RefSeq and is a predicted model, not a curated record. Lineage: Eukaryota; Metazoa; Arthropoda; Insecta; Diptera; Drosophilidae. Gene Ontology annotation, molecular function: DNA-binding transcription factor activity, RNA polymerase II-specific; RNA polymerase II transcription regulatory region sequence-specific DNA binding. Gene Ontology annotation, biological process: embryo development; embryonic hindgut morphogenesis; embryonic pattern specification.
UUGUGGCCAACGCACCUGCGCGCGGAUCGUGGAUCAUUGAUCGGGAAAAGUGAACUGCAUCGCAUCGUAUGUAGCUCUCCCUCUCGCUCUGCCUAUCUGCAUCUUGUGAAAUCAAAUUUAAAAAGUGCUUUACAUUUACAAAAAAUCACAAAUCAAUUUGAAAAUAAAAAACAAACAGAACCCAGUUCAAGUGCCUCUUAAAAAAUAAAGAUUUCCACGUAAAAAACAAUGCCAGGCAUUUUUUCAAUGCUUAAAAACUAAACAACAAAAAAAAAAGCAACCAAAACUUGUUCAAAAAACACAAAAAAAAAACUACUUUGGAUACUUGUCAGCUCAGCUCUCAGGCUUACAGAGCCCGCAGGCUUUCUUCGGUUUAAGCCACAGUUCUAACGGCAUGUGAGAGGAGCCCCACACGAUGCCCACGGAAAGCUCAUCCAGCGAGAUCUCCGGCGGAGGAGGCGGCGGAGCCAUUCCCAUGCUGCGUCCCUCCCGCAUGGAUCAGUUCAUGUCCUCGGUGGCAGCGGCAGCCGCUGCCGUCGGUGGAGCGGCCGCCGCCUCGGUGGAGCGGAACGGACCGGGCGGAGGUGGAUCCUCUGAUGGUGGCUCCCAGAAUGGUGGCGAUUCCAGGAACUCCUCGGCCAGCCGGAUGUCCGCCUACGAGACACAGCUGGCGUAUCAGCAGCAUCUGGCGGGACUCCAUGGAGGACCACCGGGGCCACCACCACCGCAUCACAGAGAGAUCUCCGCCUUUGUUCCGGUCCUGCCCACCGGAAAAGUGAGGCCCGGCAGUAAUUCCAACUACGAAAUCAUCGCCAUGAUGGCGGACAAGCGCAAGGAGCUGGCCCUCCGGGAAGCAGCGGCUGCGGCUGCCAUGCUGGGACGUGGUCCUGGGGGUGGCCCACCCGGAGUACCGCCACCGGGAGUAUUGUACGCCCCGCCAGGUGUCCCACCGCCGCCAUAUCUCACCGGACCGGGACCCUCGCCCACGGGAGCCGGAAGCUUUCCCUUUCCGCCCGGAGCUGCUGCAGCGGCGGCAGCGGCUGCUGGUCUCUUUCCGCCCGGCUUGGGACCUGGUAUGCACGCCGGCCUGGACAGGCGGUUGCUGCGAGCACCGGGACGGGCUUCAAGGCCCAAAAAGCAGUUCAUCUGCAAAUUCUGCAACCGGCAGUUCACCAAGUCGUACAAUCUGCUCAUCCACGAAAGGACGCACACGGACGAGCGGCCCUAUUCCUGUGAUAUCUGCGGCAAGGCGUUCCGGCGACAGGAUCACCUCAGGGAUCACAGGUACAUCCACUCCAAGGAGAAACCCUUCAAAUGCACAGAGUGCGGCAAGGGCUUCUGCCAGUCGCGAACGCUGGCCGUGCACAAGAUCCUGCACAUGGAGGAGUCGCCGCACAAGUGCCCCGUCUGCAGCAGGUCCUUUAAUCAGCGCUCCAACCUGAAGACCCAUCUGCUCACCCACACGGAUCACAAGCCCUACGAGUGCUCCUCCUGCGGCAAGGUCUUCCGCCGGAAUUGCGAUCUCCGGCGCCAUGCUCUGACCCACGCCGUGGGCGAGGUCAACUCGGGCGACUAUGUGGACGUGGGCGAGGAGGAUGAGGCCAGGAACUUGAGCGGCGACGAGGAGGAUUCGUUGCUGGAGGUGGACUCGCCCCGACAGUCGCCAGUUCAUAAUUUGGGUGAUUCCUCUGGAGCUGGCGGUGAGAAAUCCGAGUCCGAGCGAAUGAGACUCAAACGAAAGGCCGGCGCCCUGGAUCAUCAUCAGGAGGAUAGUGAGGAGGAGUUCGAUGACUACGACGAGGAGGAGGAUCUGCACGAUUUGCAGGCCAGAGAGGGAGCCGGAGGAGAAGAGGAGGAGGACUUUGAUCCAGAGGAUGAAGAGCGGGCAGAAGUGGCUCUGGUGGCAGCUCGUUUCCAGGCAGGCAAGACUGCCGCUGCUGCAGCUGCUGUUGGUGAUGCCAUCUCCUCCAGCGUUGCCUCGGCAUCUUCCAGUGCCUCCGGCAAGCCGGAGCGGCAGGGCGUGACCCACUGCCACCACGAGGGCGGGGAAACCUACACGAUGAGACCGCAUGGAGAGAAGCAUCUAGAGGAGCCGCCUGCCAAUCCCAGUCUGGCGGUACCACCUUCCUUUGUGCGAUACCCGCCAGGAGCCGGACCACCUCCUCCACCUCCACUGGGAUCGCACCCAGGACACCCACACUUGCUGCCACCCAAUGGCGAUCCCUACUUGCCGAUCCUCCACGUUCGUCGCGAUUUGCACCACAAGAGCCUGAACCUCUCGAAGGCAGCUCCACCGCCACCGACUCCUCCUAGCAUCAGCAUCCAGCCCGAGACGAGUAAGCCACCCACUCAGCCCCUACACUCGCCGCACGAGGCGAUGCCCAGCUUCCUGGGUUCGAUUCCCAUGCGAAAGAGGAUCCUGCCGCCACCGCCGCCGCCUCCCACCUUGGACCUGAUGGAUCCCCAACACCAUCACCAUCACCAUCAUCCCGGCCUGGGAGGUCCUAGGACCUUCGUUGAUAGCCCGGGUAUAUAUGCCUUGAAUAUGUCGCGACAUCCACCAAGGCAGCUACUGGGAAAGCCUCCGCCGAGUACGGAAACUAGUGGAGUAACCAGCUCAGAAAAAGGAGCACCACCUGGGGCAGGAGCACCACCUGUGGCAGCCCCACCCAUAGCACCGCCAGCAGCGCCGCCCAGAAGGACAGGUUUCAGCAUCGAAGACAUCAUGAGGCGUUGACCCUAAACUAAAACUAAGAGGGAGGCCACGGAAAUCGUUGUGAUUUUGAAAUUCACUCAAAAAGUGGUCUAAAUAAAUGCACUAAAUAUUUCGUUGCAUAAUUUAGGUCACCUCUUUAAGUGAUUUCAAAUCUCCAGCGAUUUCUGCCAAACUGAAAUCUGUAAAACAUGAUCUGAAGCCGAUUUCGGGUCCUUAAAAACUUGUUCCCAUAAGGGGUAUUCAUCCCGAAACAUUUAACGUUAAUUUAGAACUACGUUUUAGUACAUUUUAGUACAAUGUCUCUAGGCAAGGCAAUAGACCUAAACUAAGUAAUAAAAAUAUAUAAAAAUAAAGCAUUCCCUAAGCUGUAAUUCUAAGCGUAAAGAAACUGAAACUCUGUUGUUGCAUUUUAUAGAGCCCCUAAAAAUAUAUAUAUAUAUCAUAUAUAUAAGUUAGGUUUUAAGAAACUUAGCUUAAAUCUAACCACUUAAAUGCUUAAGUACGAGAGUCUAUCGCUUAGUUUUUUAGUUAUUUUCUCGUGUAUGUCAGUGUGUGUGUGUGCCUGGCCCCAACAACACUAAGUGUUGCUGUUUUUUCGAGUGGAUGCCAACUUUUAAUUUAUGUUUCCUUAUCCCGUAAGCUAAUCUUAAUUAAGAAAAACAAAAGACGCGAAAAUCGUAAAUCGAUUUUGUUUGUAGGGGAAAAAAAUGGUUGAAAGUAAAAGUAAAAAACAAAAUCAAAAAUUGAAACUAAGCAACAUUCCAGUUGAACCUUAUGUAAUUUAGGCUUAGUUUAGUUUUUAAGACUUUUUCGUAGUGCUUAAGUGAGUUGUGUAAGUAAGCAUUCCAUUCCAUGGUCUUCCUUGAAUUUUAAAUGAUUUUUUAUUCAAUCCAUAUAGCGAGUUAGUUUUAUUACAAAUAAAGAUUGCAUUAAUAUGGAAAA